Closterium sp. NIES-65 is the source of this 2043-nucleotide messenger RNA. NCBI's taxonomy places the organism in Eukaryota, Viridiplantae, Streptophyta, Zygnematophyceae, Desmidiales, Closteriaceae. The record is from the annotation of a GenBank genome assembly.
AUGUCCCACUGUCCCUGCGUCCCUCUGCCCCUCUAUUGCUUUGUUCUCCGCCCCUCUGUCGUCCGUCCCCCUGCUCAUUUCCAGGUGCUCAUCACGGACGCCUUCACGCUGCGCGUCAUGUCAGCCUCCUGCAAGAUGCCUGACGUCACAGAGGAAGGCAUUUCCCUUGUGGAGGAUAUUAACAAGAGGCGCCAGCCAUUGCCAGCCAUGGAAGCGCUCUACUUCAUCCAGCCCACCGCGUCCAGCAUUGGACAGUUUAUGAAGGACAUGCAGGGAAAGUCGCCCCUCUACAAAAAGGCACAUGUGUAUUUCAGCCGCCCUGUCUCCAAGGACAAUCUGCAGCCCAUCAAGGCGGACCCUCUGCUUCGCUCCCGCAUUGCGGCUCUUAGAGAGAUGAACCUGGAGGUGCUCACAGUGGACAUCCAGGGCUACGUAACGGAGCAUGACAGCGCCCUGGUGGAGCUGUUCAAGGAGGACAUCAGCACGCGCGAGUACGAGCUGCUCAUCGACGACAUCGCCACCCGCCUCUCCACCGUCUUCGCCUCUCUCAAGGAGUUCCCUGCAGUGCGGUACAGAGCAGCCAAGGCGACGGGGGCAGCGGUGAGCAUGCAGCGCAUGCGCGAGCUGGUGUCCACCAAGCUGGCUGCUGCCGUGUGGGACCGGCUGAGCAAGUACAAGGCGUCCAUCCAGGACUUCCCUAGCUCUGAUACCUGCGACCUCCUCAUCCUCGACCGCUCUGUGGAUGCGGUGGCGCCCAUCAUCCAUGACUGGAGCUACGGUGGCAUGUGCUUCGACCUGCUGCCUGUUGACGGGCAGAAGUACGAGUAUGAGGUGACAGGGCAGAGCGGCAAGCCCGAGAAGAGGACCGUGCUGCUGGACGAGCAUGACCCCGUCUGGCUGGAAGUGCGCGACCUCUUUCUUGCCGAGGCAUACGAGAAGGUGAAGGAGGUGUUUGAUCAGAUCAGUGCCAAGACUUCCACCAGUGACCUCUCCGGCAAAGAGCUCCACAAGCUCGUACAGUCGCUCUCCAAGUACCGGGAGCAGAAGGACAAGGUGGAGCUGCAUAUUAAGAUCUCCUCCUCUCUGAGCGAGCGUCUGAAUGCUGACGGCCUGUUUGACGUGGGGAAGCUGGAGCAGGGCUUCGUAUUUGGUGACUCGGGAGCGAGCUACAAGGAGCUGGCGGCGCUGAUCAACAAGUACCCGGACAUGAGCACGGAGAACAAGAUGCGGCUGCUCAUGGUGUACGCUGCCAUGCACCCCGAGAAGCUUGACCCCCAGAAGCAAAACUUCUGGAUGAAGCUGGCGAAGCUAGACCAGGAGGACAUGCGGACGGUGAUCAACCUGGAGUUCCUGGGGGUGGGAAUCAACAAGGACUCCUCCUCCGGCUUCUCCCUCUCUUUCGGCAGCCGCAAGGAGAAGGGCCGAGUGCGCAAGGAGAGGCGGACGUCAGAAGAGGCGUAUGAGCUGUCUCGCUUCUACCCAUUUGUCCAGGACAUCUUGGAAGACUUGGAUGAGGGAAAGCUGUCCCUGCAGGACUACCCCUACGUGCAAGAGCCCAACUCCGCCCCUUCCGGCUCCGCCCGCCCCCGCGACCCCGUCUCCUCCCUCGGAUCCGCCUUCUCCGCCCUCAAACCCUCCUCCGACUCUGGGGCAGCAGGGAAGGCCGGGGCGGGAGGUUCGGCGCGGCCUGAGAAGCCUGCCGGCUCGGCUCGGGCGGCCAUGAGUGCGAGGAAGAAAGCCACUGGUGGGGCUGCUGCUGCUGCGCCGGCGGCGACGAGCGGGAGCAGCUUGGCCAGCUGGGCGUUGAAGGGCGUGGGGAUGGAGGAGAAGAGCUCCAGUUCUGAGCGCCCCUCAGUCUCGGCUGCCAGCUCAGGCCAGAAGGGUCGGCGGCUCUUUGUCUUCAUCGUGGGCGGCAUGAGUCGGUCCGAGAUCCGAGUGGCUCACAUACUCUCACAGCAGCUGAACCGGGAGGUCAUCAUCGGGUCAACGUCGCUCGACACACCCAACAAGUUCAUUCAAAAAAUGAAACUCCUUAGGAGUUAA